Messenger RNA from Guillardia theta CCMP2712, 15420 nucleotides. RefSeq lists its product as hypothetical. The coding region runs from base 1 to 15420 and encodes 5139 amino acids. Lineage: Eukaryota; Cryptophyceae; Pyrenomonadales; Geminigeraceae. The transcript is spliced from 12 exons. Gene Ontology annotation, molecular function: protein binding. The record is from RefSeq and is a predicted model, not a curated record.
AUGUUUGGCGGGAGAUCUUGGUGGAUUCUAUUCCUCUUCCUCGUUUCUUGUCACUUGGAAUUCUCCUCUUGUCUCAGCGUAGACGGAGUCAUCUGGCAAGACAACCCCCUGGCCGGGUUGUCGAACAAAAUCUAUGUGACCCUGUCUUUCAACGAAUCAGUCCCCUCAGGAGCAAUCUUCACCAUAUCAGGCCUGACCGGGGCAACCAUCGCCUCUCCUGUUCCACUCACCACUUCAAAUGCUGGCACUGGAACUGAUGCGUCCACUUACUUUGCUUGCGGAGCCAAUACUGGGUAUGGCUGUUGGAGCUCGGUUGACAACUCUAUGACGCUGCAGUUGAAGCAAGCAAUCAGCGCCAAUGUCGUUUACUCUUUCAGCUUCGUCGUCCAGAAUGGAGCCACGGAGCAAGGCAGCCCACAGAUCUACUUCAAGUACGUGGAGGUGUACAACAUGACCACAAAGACCGACAGCGCAUAUGGCGUGACCUCUGGCUCUUCGAUCCUGCUGAUCGUGAUUCCAGCGUUCACAGUGAAGACGAUUGUGCAGGAGACUUUCCUUCAAGGGCUGGAGAAUGCGAUUACGGCCACCCUGCAGACCAAUGUCGCUCUUACGGCACAAACCUCGGUCAUCAUCACUGGGCUGAAGCCAACAGGAAAUUUAUCCAAGUCCAGCCUUACGUUGGCAGGAGCGUGCAGCAGUACGUUCGACGGGCCGGGAGCCUUCAACCCCUCUACCGGCACCUUGACUCUUACAGUUUCACCCUCAGGCUUCACGUCCAACACCUUGUGCACCUUGUCGUUCUCCAUUCAGAAUCCUCGGUUUGCAGUGAGUCCGCCCUCUCUAUCGAUUAGCGCCAGUGGGAAUGUCAGCAUUGCAACAUCGACGUUCGACCAGACGGGAGUUGAUCCUGAUUAUCUGCCGCUCUUUGUGCUGGGAUUUGUCAAGAAACAGGUCCAGCAGUCCAACCCUUCUAUCUCAGCUUCCAACACCAUCACCGUCACGUUCUCUCUGAAUCGAGAAAUCAAGCAGCAAGUAGCUGUGGACACCGACAAGAUCACCUCGGCCACCUUCACGCUGACCGGGCUGACAGGGAGUUCGACUCCCGAUGCCACAUCCCUUACCGUCUCCUCUUCCAACUUCUCCAUCAGCGAUACCACAUGGACUCAGUCUACAGGUACCCUACGGUUCAAGCCGUCCGCGGACUUGGCUGCCUUCCAAGACUAUGAGAUUCAUUUCUCGCUCUUGAACCCGUCCUAUGGCCAAGAUGCAAGGAACGUCACUAUCACACUCGAAGCGAUUGUCCCGGUCAAGUACGGUUCAAAAUCAGCCGUGCUGGCGGUUGAGAGUUUGUCAAACGGGCAAGGCAACUUUGCGACCUUGCUGGUCGCUGACUUCCUUGUCAAGUUUCUGUCGCAGUCCGAUCCCUCUGCCAGAGCAAUCAACAAGUUAAUAUUCACCUUCUCCUCGAGUAUCGACAUGGCGGCUGCGGGCGCCCGAAUCAACAUCACGGGGUUUGACAACGCGACAAGCGCGAGUGAAGUCCUGACCUUGACAGACGAGAGCGCUGCCGUUGGAGGCGCCGCAUCAUCCAACAUGUACUUCUCCAGCUCCUUCGGCGGGACAGCAUCGACGGCUCUCUUCUCCAACGGCAUCCUGUCGUUGUAUGUCGUCGGCUCCAUAAAGGCCCGCAGCACGUACAGCAUCGGGUUCAGCAUACAAAACCCUUCCGUUGGACAGUUCUCCCCGAGUUUCUACAUCCGGUCCAUAGGAGAGUAUGCUGCUACCGCGACGCUCCUCGUAGGGAAGGCGCAAGGCAACAAUGAACCCCUCCUCAUAGCAGGGUUCCAGUAUGCCCAGGUGUACCAAUCAGAGCAGUCAGCAGGGGCUCCCAACCUGCUUAUUGUGAGUUUCAGCCCUUACACUGAGGUAGUUGCUGGGAGCCAGCUGAACCUUCUAAACCUCGUCGGAGCUAACAGCUCCGACGGGGUGAUACCCCUGACCGACGACUCCGCCAACUCCACGUGCGUUCAGCUCGGGAACUGCGCUCUGCACUUCACAGCCCCAAAGUCGAACAUGUCAGGGUACGGCCUAUGGACCCGCAGCCCUCCGUCUCUCACUCUCCAAGUCGUGUCGACAAUCAAUCAAAGUGAAAUCGUCUCGUUCUCAUUCACUGUUGUCAACUCCAAGAACGGCCAGCGGCCACCUAGCAUAAGCCUCUCCUACACAGGCACCAUUUCGUCCUCGUCCUUUGUGGCGGCCACCUCGGAGGGUCCAGCUGCGGCCCUUAGGAUCGCGGGCUUCAAUUAUUCCUUCAUGUCUCAGUAUCAGACGGGAGCGACAGAAAUCAAUUUCUUCAAUCUCACGUUCCAGAACUAUGCCGUCCUCUUUGCCAAUCAGACUGUCAUCACUGUCAGCGGCCUCCUGAACACGCUGGACUUUGACCCUCCUGAUCAGCGAACUCUCAAGGAGGAGCCGCUGCUACAGGGCACCCUCAAGCAAAGCACCAACGAGGACAUUCUCUUUCUCGAUCAGCCGUACAGUCUCUCCUUCUCUCCCGUCGGCUACCUCCUGCAGAUAGGAUCCGAGACACGAUCGAUCGUUUCUUUCUCCUCCGCCUACACCGUCAAGGUCUCCUCGCGCUUUGACGCCGGAAUCAGCCAGUCGACUUCUACCAGCUACUCCAUCUUGUCUGACAGCCUCUCCUACUUAUACGAGCAGGCGGCAUGGAACACAACAGCUGGGGAGCUGUACAUCUCGGUGAAGAAAGAUAUUCCGCUGGAGCGCUACCUCAAACUCUCCUUCCAACUCAAAAAUCCAACGGAACCUCAAGACGCUGCGAUUGUCUACAUCAGCUCCUCGGGGGUAAAUUUGAAUGAUCCAGUUGCAAGCUCGAAGACGACAGUUCAGAACGCUCCGGGUCGCUUCGCUCCUCUCUUCAUCAUCGGCUUCUUCUACACCAAGAUGUUCCAGAGUACAACCGAGGUCAACGCAAACAACAAGAUCACAGCUAUCUUCUCCACCACCGUCAACCUAGCCGCUAGCCUCAGCACUAAGAUCUGGAUCACCAAUCUCACCGCAACUCAAACUCCCUCCUCCUCCUCCUUCCCUGUCACCGGCUCCCCCGCCGGUGUGUUCAGCCCCACGGCCUCCUGGACGCAGGACGUCGGGAUCCUGACCAUUGACGUGAUCGGAGAGCAGGCUGACGUGCUGGUCUACACGCUGGAAUUUGUGCUUAAGAACCCUCCGUCAGGUCAGGAUGAGCCGUCAGUCAGCAUCUUUGCUACUGGAACGACCAUUUCUCCCAUCAAGUUCGACUACGAGGUUGGCAACUUUGCACCCCUGCGCAUAGGAUACUUCACCUCCCUGCUAAUAGCGCAGGAAACGCCGUCCGCGUCCGACUGGGACAUUGGAGGGGAGAAGAUUUCUAACUCGCUCUCUGUCUCGUUCGCGUCCAACCUCGUCCUGACCGCAGUCAACCGAUCGACAACGCUGUUCAUCAGUGGCAUCGCUCCUCUCAUCGCGGCCACGGGCACCAUCAUCAAAUCCCUCUCAGCCUCAUCUUUCCAGCUCGACGACUCGGCCUCCUCCUCCGACGCAGCAUACAACAAGUUCACCUUCAGGAUCAGAGACCAGUCUGUCGUCAUCUCCAGCUACAUAGGGAGCACAAGGACGGUGUACCUUCAGCAAAAUCUUGACUUCAUCCCGCUAGAUGGGACAGAUCGUUUCAUCAUCCAGAACCUCCAGAACUUCACCGUCCCCCUCACCCACAACUACUCGGAGAUCGCCCGGUCUGCCUCCUACUCCCCAACAGCGCAGGAGCUGGCUGUGACGUUCCUCGAGGACACGGUCAGGAAGCAGCGGUACUCUUUCUCCUUCCUCCUCCUCAACCCUCCAGAGGGUCAACUGUCCCCCGACAUCUCUAUCUCCACCGCUGGUUUUGUCAUACCCUGGACCAGGAUGGAGAAAGGAGCAAGCAUAUACCAGCCUCUGCUCAUAGCAGGAUUCGUCUCUCCUCCUACCCUGCGGCAGAACAACCCAAACUCGGGGGAGACUAACAAGUUCUCCAUCUCCAUGCUCCUCUUCUCUCCCAUCGCUGCCGACUCCGUCCUUGUCAUCUCCGACUUCCACCUCCUCGAUCCUGCAGGAACGGUUGUGGACCUGGUCACUAACGAGGAUACGACCUGCGGUAACGUCAGCUGCGCGUUCUCCUUCUCCCGGGUCUUCUUCUCCUCUGCCAGCUCAGAUGUCAACAAUACCUUCAACGACUCGUUGCCGGGCACGGCAGGAUGGAACGGCAGCCAUCUCCUCCUCCACGUCAUCAACGAACUUCCUUCCUUGGAGACUACAGCAGACCCCACCAUCGUUCUCUCCUUCUUCUCUCAGAAUCCUGUCCUCGGCCAGUGGUCAGUAGACGCUCAGAUCAAGAUCCUCGGAGCAAACAGCCAGGUGGCGCAAACUGCGUUCAGCAAGACAGGAGACAACUCAGAUCCUUUUCUGAUCGCGGGCUUCAGCGUCGCAACGGCAGCUCAGAGCACGCCGAGCAGCGGGGGGCAGAACAACAUUACUCUCCUUCUUCAGAGCUACGUAGACUUGGAUGAAAACAGCUCGUUGGUAGUGACCGGCUUCUCGCUCCCUCACUACAACGCCAGCCUGAUCGCGCUCUCGCUGUAUGAUACACAAGCUACAAAGGCUGGCAGCUUGUUCUCUGCCUUGCUGCAGACGCAGGAAGGAACUUUGAAUAUCUCGAUCAAGAAAGGGCAGCGAAUGCUCUCUGGUGUGAACUACACCAUCAUGUUCCCCAUCAUCAACCCUGUUCCUCCUCAGUACCCUCCUACUCUUUCCGUUCACAUUGUGGGCAAGGUCAGAUCAGCACCCGUCGAGCUCUCAUCACCUUUGUUGGACUUUUCUCCCUUGUUCAUUGCUGGUUUCAGGACCAAGUACAUGCAGCAGUCCUCUUCUUCCACCGACGACGUCAACUCUCUUACCACCACCAUCAGCACAACUACCAUGCUCUACAAAGGUACCCGGAUUACCAUCAAAGGGCUCGUAGAGACUGGGGCAGAUACGGUCGACGGUGCUCGUCCUGUAUCCUCGACCUCCUCCUCCAUCUUCGCCACUGAAGCCCAGUGGACCAAAGUCAACGGAACUCUGGUGGUGACCCUGGCAGAUAAUAUGCUUCCCCUCCUUGACUACUCCUUCAACUUCUCCGUCAGAAACCCCAAGCAGGGGCAGCCAGGACCCGCGCUCCUGAUACAGGCGACGGGGCUUGUCAACGUCGGGUGGGUCAACGUCGACAGCAGGAACGACUCGUUCAAACCGCUCUACAUCAGCGACCUUGUAGACAUUCUUAUCUCCCAGUCCACCACCUCCUCCUCUGCCAGGAACACGCUCACCAUGAUCCUCUCUCUCGAGGCUCCCCUCCUACCAGGGUUCGCAGAGUUCCAGGUCAGCGGGCUGCUGGGCUCGACGACUCCGUCCGGUCUACUGAACAUCUCCUCCGACGUCGCCAGGGAGGGGAACUGGACACGGUCCUCAGGCACGCUCCUCUUCGGGCUCACCGUUGAGAUGCAGCCGUACACCAACUACACCUUCACCUUCCAGCUCGACAACCCAGCUCAAGGCCAGGAGUCUCCCUCAGUCUCCAUCGAAGUCCUCAAGACUCUAGAUCUCGAUCCGAGGUACUGGUCGGCUUACAAGAGGAGGAUGCGCUACGACAGUGUCCUCAACUCUGCCCCCCUCCUCGUCGCAGGUCUGCUGUCUUCCUCCAUCCAGCAGACCAACCCCUGCUGCUCCGCACCGAACAGGCUCAGCAUGACCUUCUCUAGCCGCACCCUCCUACACCAAGGAUGCUCCCUCACGGUCUCAGGCCUGCUCAACGCGCUGCAUGACGGGAGCGUCAUCGACAUCCAGCAGCACAUCAGCAAUUCUACCGAUGACUCCUUGUACUUCACAGCAAACAUGUCCUCGAACUUGUCGGGUAGCGGACUCUGGCUGCAGCAGGAAGAUGCAAAAGUGGUGCUGUACUUGACGCAGGACAUUCACCGCAAUCAAACGAUCUCCUUCUCCUUCACCGUUCAGAACCCCAGCACAGGACAAAGUUCGCCUGACGUCGCCAUGGAGGCGAACGGAGAAGAUUGCGCGAUCACAAAGACGCUGAUCAGCAAGAGCAGCAGCAACCCGCCGCUUCUGAUCGCAGGAUUUUCACUCCUCUCCAUCCAACAAUCGUCCUUCUCCCAAGGAGCCUCCAACGUCAUCACAGUCGCCCUCAGCCCCUACGUCUCGAUCGCAUCUCCAGCUGACCUCUACUUCUACGGACUCCAAGGCGCCUCCGCUCCCCCUGGUGUCAUCAACCUCCUUGACUCCUCUCCCUCUACCGUCUGUGUCGACGAGGUCCAGUGCUACAAGUUCUUCGACGUGACGAUCUUCGGAGACGGCCUGGCGAAGGCUGUCUGGCUCGAUGCCGACAAGACCCUCCAACUUCGCUCCAACAGGCUGAUCACCCCGCAGAUGACCGUCAAGUUUUCUUGGGUCCUCACCAACGAGCUGGCAGGACAGUCCUCUCCUCAGGUCUUCGCCGCUGGGAGCUCCGGCAACUGCUCUCUCGGCAUCACGCCCUUUACGAGUCCAGCUGGUGAUCAGCAGGUCUUGCUCAUCGCAGACGUUGUGGACUCGCUUGUAAGUCAGUCGACUCCAAUCAACUCAGCUGUCAACACUAUCACUGUUCGACUCUCCUUCAACUUCAACCUGGGACAACAGGAUUUCUCGGUCCUCACUCUGAGCGGCCUCGGAGCCUCCUCCUCUGACGACGGUUUCCUCCCCAUCUCCUCCCCCACAAAUCAAUCAUGGCCAGCGCUCGGGGCAAUAGCGCACUACAAGUCAGCGACGAGUUCUGUUGUCAUGAACAUCAGCAACGUGAGAUCGUUUACCAACUACUCCUUCUCCUUCAACCUCUCCAAUCCGAGCGCAGGGCAGCUGGCCCCAGUCAUAGUGCUCAACAUGUCCGGCGCCGCAACAAUCAUCAACAAAGUAUUGAAGAACGACCUGGGAACCUCUGCUCCUUUCUUCGUCUACGGUUUCAUAGAGAAAUCUGGUGCACAGAGCUCCGCAUUGCGUGACGCAACGAAUUCAAUCUCGAUCUAUUUGACAUCCACCGUUCUAAUACCAUCAGGGACGAAGAUAGUUCUAGAGGGCAUCAAAGAGACAAACUCCCUGGCUACAACUCUGAAUGUCUUGAUGAAUGCUUCUUCAGCGUACUCGAUCACAGCUGACUGGAACAUAUCUGGGACGCUAUCCCUGACAACAAGUGCUGACGUUCAAGAGUUCCAACCUUUCCUUCUGACGUUCCAGGUCAACAACCCGUCUCUCCCCCAAGCAGCUCCUCCCAUCUUCAUCUCAUCCUCGGGCUCCGAUCCCUCCUCUACAUUCCUGCCGACUCUUUUGGACAGUUUUCCACUACCAAACUCUCAAAUCUUGCAGAUCAUGGGCUUCAUCGAAGCUGCCGCAAGUCAAACGAACCCUUCCGUCCUCGCUCUCAACGUCAUCACCCUUACUUUCUCCAUGUACGCCUCACUCGACGCUUCUUCCCACGUCACCAUCACCGGCCUCGCCGGCUCGUUCUCCAACAGCAGCAUCAAAGUCCCGGUCAUCGAGCUUACAGGUCAUUUUGCAACCUACGGACUGUGGAACGAAUCCAAGGGAUCUCUUGUUUUGACUGCUGCCACUUGGACUCUCCCCGGCCUCUUGUACAACUUCACCUUCGAGCUGUACAACCCGCAGGCUGGUCGCCCAGCCGCAGCCAUAGAGAUCGAAUCAGACUGGCCGAUCCCACGGUAUCCUGUCACGCCAGCAGCAGGGAGCAAGGCACCGUUCCUGAUCCAGGAGUUCACAGUCCGCGAGAUGUACCAGGUCAACCCCGGGGUGUCGCAAUGGAAUCUGAUCACGGUAACGAUUCAGUCGCGAACAGAGCUGCGUUCCUUUCCUGCAGAGAUCAGCAUCGUCUCGCCGGGGAGAGGCUACGUCCCUGGCGACCUCCUGCCCCUCCCCUCGGGGGCAGGCAGCGGCUUUCGAGCGACCUUCGACGUGGGUGACGCAGGAGAAAUUUCUCAGAUCCGCAUCCUGGACUUCGGGGAGGGAUACAACGAGAGCGUACAGCUCUACCCAAUGUACCCCAACACAUCCACAAGGAUGGAUCAGACUGUAACUGCGAUCAUCGUUGCUGCUGGCGGGGUGAACUACGUCGAGGGGGAGGUGUAUGGGCAGGACACGAUCGUGGGAUCCGGGAAGUUCCUAGGUAUCGCGCUAGUGAACCAGGCAGGGUCCAUCAGCGAAGUCCGAAUGGUCGACCAUGGCAGCAACUUUCAGUCCAACAUCUUCAACAUCAACCUGAGGUAUACGGACACGAAGGAGGUCAUGACGAAUUCGAUCUCCUCAGUCGACAUCAUCGGGCCGACAGCUUCCUGCCUAGUGGGGACUGUGAUCGUGGCGUCGAGCUCGUCUGGCAGAGACUUCAAGGCAGAGGUGGACGCGAUAGAUCCCUUCACUGGAGAGAUCCUCUCCUUGAAAAUCAUAGCGCACGGGAUCGACUACUUGUCAACUCCUUACCUCUAUUCUGAGACUGCAGGCUGUUUCUGCACCGUUUCUCCUGUCAACUCAUCCCUCUUGGAUAAGUGCCUUGUCGCUAAGAGGGCCCACAACGCAAGUUUCUUCGCGACCGUCGGGCUGGAUGCUGACGUUCAAGGGUUCACACCCACCAUCAAGUUCUCAGGGCUGGAAGGGUACCCCCUGUGGACCACGGACAACAUGAUACCCAUCAACAAGGUGGGCGGGACAGGGGUCCUCCCUACCUUCGGGCAGUACAUGAAAUGGGAUGAAGUAUCAGGGGAGCUAACUCUGGUAGUCAAGUCUACGAUGCUUGCAGACGUCUCGUACGCCUUCGAGUUCCUCGUCAUGAAUCCCAGUGCCGCCCUCGACUCUCCCACCCUCUACAUCCAGUCGACAGGCAUCGCAAGCUCCCCGGCUAUUGUCAACUCGUCGGCUGGCAUUCAUAUACCUUUCUUGACUGCUGGAUUCUACACCAACCAGAGCCUCUGCUGGCAGACGGACCCGGGGCAGAACACGUCCAACAUGCUCACUGUCUCUCUCCUCUCACGCUCCGAUCUCCCGCUCAUCCCAGCGUCCUUCAACCUAUCGAGCGGAGGGAUAAACUACAUCGCAGGCGAUCUCGUCAUCGACGGUUACAACACCUCAGACUUCCUGGCAAACUUCGACGUGGACGUCAACGGGACGAUAAGCCGCCUGUACCUCCGAUGGGUCAGCGACAGCUUUGCCUGGUCAGCUGGACUGCAGCUGAGCAUCGUCUAUCCCGGCACCUUCACCCCGCAAGGCUCCACAAUCACCAGCAUCCUCCUUGUCUCUGGCGGCAGCGGGCUGGAUCCGCCCGACGGCACUUACGAUGGGGUGGUCAACAGUCUGGGGGUUGAUGGAAAUGGUUUCGCUUGGUCCUACACCGUCCAGGGAGGGAGGGUGGUCUCUGCUGAGGUCAAGUCGGGGGGUUCAGGGUACCUGGUGUCAAAACCUCCGACCCUUCUCCUUAACAACGUGCACGAAGGCAAUUCCAACAAUGUGAAGCCGGUGAUGGUAGUGCGAUGCGCGGGAGGAGCUCAGGUCAGCUUGCUUCCAGCUGCCAUCACCAUCUCCGGGCUCGUGGGGACUGCUCUAGAGGCCAAGUCGAUGCCAAUCACGCAGAAAUCCGGCAAUGGGAUCUCGAUCUUUGAUGCGUCCGCCGGGUGGAACAGGACGGCCGGCUUGCUUGUCCUGUCGUUGGUGAAGCCAGUCUUGAAGGAUGUUGACUACACUAUCAUGUUCACUGUGAUCAACGGUCUGAGCAAGCAGGAGCCCCCACCGAUCUUCGUCUCUGGUCAGACAGGCAUCUCCCUUGCGCGCCUGCAGCUAUCGACCCUGCCAGGCAGGAACUCCCAGCCCCUGCUCAUCGCUGGGGUCUACCUGGCUUCAGUGUCACAGAGCAAUCCGGGUCAGGGAGCUUUCAACACCAUCUCCAUAAGUGUCACUUUCAACUUCGACGUGUUCCCCCUCACCACGCCGACCAACCUGACCAUCUCCGGCCUCUCCGGGACCUCGUUCCCCUCCAUGCAGACCAUGGUGUUCAGCAGUGGAGUGACAGAUUCUAACGGCUAUUGGAACAGCAGCGGGCAGCUCCUUGUGCAGUUUGUACAGCCCGUGUCGGCAGGGUUUUCGUUCUCUCUGCAAUUCGGGUUGAACAACCCGCUCAAGUACCAGGACGCCGUCGAUGUCUACCUCGCUACCUCUGGGGUAAGGACGUUUCCUGCCCUCCUCACCCCUGGCAAGGGGCUGUACGCUCCCCUCUACAUCAUUGGCUUCAGACACGCCAAACUCUACCAAAGCGACCCGUCAGUGUCGUCCACCAAUACCCUCGUCCUCGAGCUGAACUUCUUCGGUUCCAUCCCAGCCAACUGGCAGAACUCCUCCAUUCAGAUCCUACUCUCCAACCUCGUCAGCAGCGCCACUCGCUUGCAGAAUAUCAUCCUGUCCAACGUUCGCAACGGAGGAGCAGACCUCUUCGGCGGGGUAGCAAGGUGGAGCCAAGGGGACGGCAACUUGACCUUGACGCUUGUACAGAGCCCCGUUGACAACGUGACCUACGCCUUCUCCUUCUCAUUGACGAAUCCUGUCAGGCAACAGGAAUCUCCCGCAGUCUCGAUCGCCGCGUUUGGCCUCACAGUCCUGCCGUUGGAAGUCUCUAAGGGUCAGGGCAACGCCGCGCCCCUUCUGAUCGCCGGGUUUGACACGAAGUCCAUCUCCCAGUCUACCGUUUCGCAGGCGGUUGACAACCAGAUAACCGUCAGCUUCAGUCUCAACAUCGACCUGUCUGCGAUAUCAGGAGUGUAUGUGGAAGUCUCAGGUUUGGUGGGCAGCAGCACUCUUGGCGAUCAGAACUUGGCAGUCUCAAGUCCUAACGCCUCUGCUCUUGCGAGCACAGCAUCGUGGUUGCAGAAUGAGAAGAUAAGAGUCGCUCUCUUGACAGAUCUCAACCGACAGAAGGUUGUCAUCUUCACCGUCACCUUGAGGAACCCGCUGGUGCCAAACUCGGCUACUCCCGUGUACAUCUCCGUCUCAUCAGCUGGAAAGCAGCUCUGCAUGUCAGAGAUGGAGGCGGGGACCGGAAACAAACAUCCUUUGUUAAUCGCUGGCUUCUCCUACCUGCAGCUCGGACAGUCCAACGCUGACGUGUGGGGUUUCAACGAGCUAACGGUCACGUUGAGUUUGAACUGCGAUCUUACCUUCGCCGACGGAGAAAACUUCCUCCUCUUGACAGGUCUUGCUCGAGACGUCCUUCUGUCGCUCUCUACAGUGCCUGUACUCCACAUCUCCAACUUCGCCUCCUCCAACUCGUCAGCAUACUUCGACCCGUACCUGGGAGGCCUCAGGUUCAACUUCACCAGGCAGACAGCCUUCUAUGCACAGCUGCAGUACGUGUUCCGCAUCACCGUCGUCAACUCUCAGUCCGUCCUCAGACCGAGCCAGCUCUUCCUCGCCUCCUCGGGCAAGAUAAUCGUCUCUCCUUCCCUUGUGGUCUCCUCCCCUGGGAUCACUGCCUACCAGACCCUAGCUUCCUUCGCCCAGGACUUCGCCGCCACCUGCGUCAUCGAUGGAACCUGGACCAGCAAGACAGCUGGCAGCUGGGUGGGCAGGAGGGACUUUGCGGCAGUUCAGCGCAACGGCAUGCCCAUCGUUACCGACCACCCCGAGAUCUUCGGCUUCGAGGCUCUCUGGACGCAGACGGACGGCAGGCUGAUCGUGCAGACGUCAUGGCAGGGGGCGAUGGAGCGAGGGGGCGUCUACUCCUUCUCCUUCACCCUGCUGAACCCCAGCAAGGUGCAAGCGGCGAGCGAGAUCUCGAUCUUCGUGGACGGGCCCGACCCCAUCUGGAACGAGACGAUGACGUUAGGGGUGGAUGGGAACGGCCAGCUGGACCCCAGCAGAAGCCCGUUGAAGACGGUCACGACCGCCUGGCUGGCCGCAAACAUCUCACAGAACUCUUCGAUCCCCGGGCAUGCGAACCUCCUGACCGUCACGUUUGCCAGCUGGACAGACAUCCCAGCGGGCUCUGCUAUUUCCCUGGUCGGGCUGACUGGCUCAUCCACCAGCGACACCUCCUCGCUGCCCCUAGUCCAGGUAGGAGGCUUCCUGCUGGGCUCGGCAGCCUGGGCCAAGCAGCAGGGCCAGCUGGUGGUAUACAGCUCGACGAAGCUGAACGCGACUGUUGUUCACUCGUUUUCGUUUGUCCUUCAGAAUGGCCCGACGGGUCAAACUGCUCGAUCGGUCUCCAUCUCCGUGGCAGGCGCCGACGCUCUCCCCGCAGUGGCGAUGCAGACGGAUUUCUCCAUCCCUGUCCCCCCGGGGUUCACCGCCCUGGACCUCGCGCCCUUGCGGAUCCUCGGGAGCUCGUUCCUGAUCAAGAGCAUCGGUCAGACAGCAUCCUACCCCGCCGCGCUCAACUCCAUCGUCAUCACCCUGAUGACCUCCGUCGAUCUUAACGUUGGGGUAAGGCUGACGAUCUCCGGGCUGACUGGCUCGUCUACCCCUGACUCGACUCUCAACGCAAGUUUCCCGCUAGUCUCUCCGCCUCUGUUCUCCUCGGGGGUCUGGACUAGAGCAGUCGGGGUCAUAGUCUUCACGCUCACAGAGCCGAUCGUAGCUGGAGUUUCAUACAGCUUCUCCUUCAAGCUGCAGAAUCCAUCAACAGCCCAGUCGUCUCCCUCCGUCUACAUCGUUGCCAGCUCCUCCAUCGUCACCAGCGCUCUCAUGGACAAGGAUACAACGAGCGCGACCGCCGAGACUGGCACAGUAGCAGGGGAUGCGAGCCCCCUCAAGGUGUACGGUCCAUCGUUCAUCGUCAAGAGGAUAGAGCAGUCUACAACGUUCCCUUCCAGCAGCAACUUCUUGCUUGCCUCGUUUGCUCUCAAUUCCGCUAUCACCACCUCUGACAGGACUUUCAUCCACCUCAGAGGGUUCCAGGGAGCUGCUACCCCAUCUGCAAGCGGGUACACAGUCUCCUCCUCCUCUCCGGUGAUCCAGGGCUCUGGAACCUGGAGCAACUCAGGAGCAGCACUGCCCAUCCUCGAGGUCGACCUGGUACCCAACGUCACCCUACCAGCUGGAACCCUGGUGAACUUUACCUUCUCCCUCUUGAACCCCUCCAGCGAGCAACCUUCUUCUCCUGUCACCAUCACUCUCACCCAGUACCAGUGGACCAGCCUGAUGGAUGUCAAUUCCAGCAAAGUCCUUGACUUCCCCGGCUCGGUCCCAGGGGACGCCGUCCCCUUGAAGGUCAACAGCCCGGCCUUGAUCGUGAGCAAGAUCGCCCAGUCCUCUCCCUUCCCCGACGACAGUAACACUCUGGUCGUCUCCCUGGCUGCCAACGUCGAUCUGUACGCCUCCUCCACCGUCGACAUCUACGGCCUCUACGGGAGCGCCAGCCCUGACGGCCCGCUCGAGAUAGCAUACGAGGGAGGCAAGACAACAUUUCCAGUCUUCGGCUCCACGUGCAUGUGGUACCAGUCCGUCGGGCGGCUGACGCUGGAGGUAGGUUUUGAUCAGAUGCUGGUAGCUGGUCAGCUGGUCGUCCUGAACGUGACCUUGCUCAAUCCCGGAUCCGCAAACUCCGAGUCUGUGGUCUAUGCAGAGGUACAGGCGAUGAUGAUGACAACGAAUGUUUUGGUCAGCAUAACUCUGCCCUCCGUCAUGAUGGGUACGGACAGUCCCAGCAGCACUCCAGCAUACUACAGGGUCGGGGACAACCUUCCCUUCCGAGUCUACUCUCCUGGCUUUCAAGGGGCGCAGAUCCAGCAGAACUCAACUCUGCCACGAGCGAGCAACAGAAUCUCUACCCAGUUCGUCUCCAACGAACCGUGUAGCUCUACAACCAACAUCACCAUCGUCCUGACCGGUCUCAUCGGGUCCAACACAACCUCCACAUCCUCCUUCUCGGUCUCCCUGUCGGAGGACGGCGGCACGGCCAUCGCGACCUCCUCUUGCUCUUGGACGCAACAGACUGGAACCCUCCAGUUCAUGUCGUUGGGCGACAUCGUCCCCGGUUUGAGUUACACCUUCAGUUUCAUCCUCAGGAACCCGAGUCGAGCACAAGAUCCCCCAGCUUCCGUCCAGCUGCUCCUCCAGUGUGGAGUUUUCCAGUUCAUCACCAACCCGGGGGUAGACGUUGACUGCAUAUCGACGAGCUCACUACAAGACUGCUCUCCUCUCUAUGUCAAGAACCCUUCCUUCCUGAUCAAGACCAUAGUUCAAAGCUCCCCUGUCAUCAACCAACUGAACGUCAUCACAGUCACCCUGUCGCCCAACAUCGACCUGCCCCCUGCUCUCCGGAUCACGAUCUCAGGCUUGAAGGCCUCGGCGUCUCCCGACUCGGAGGAGAUCGUUGUAACAGGUGGAUACAGGACAGACAGCACGACGAGCAGCUCUUACACCUUCUUCUCAGAUGUCAGGGCCUUCCGAGGCGGCUCUUUCAGCAUCAUUGCCAACUCCAGCACAUGGCCAGCAAGGGACGGGCACAGUCUGCUCAACCAUCAGGGGUCGCUGCUGAUCAUGGGAGGCUGGGGGGGUCCCAACGGGGGAGGUUACCUCAACGACGUGUGGAGAUCCAGGGACGACGGAGCCACCUGGUCCGUGGUGACGUCAGCGAGUAGUUGGAACGUUCGCGGGUACUUUGCAAGCCUGAUCCUCGAAGAUCGGCUCUACGUCUUCGGCGGCCAAGGCUUUGCGAGCGGCAGGGCCCAGCUGUUCAACGACGUCUGGAGCUCCACCGACGGCCUCAGCUGGACCUCAGUCACUUCAGCCGCUGCCUGGUCGCCAAGGUUUCAGCACGGGCUGAUCAAACAGAUCCUCAAUGGCAGGAAGACUCUCUUCCUCACCGCGGGAAUCAGCUGCUCGUCUGGGUGCACACGAUACAACACCAACCUCCCCGGCUGCCAGCUCCUGACCAGCUCGCGCUCCAGCUGCUGCGUCCAGUACCAAGACUGCGCGGAGUACAAGGCCGUCAACGACGUUUACAGCUCCACGGACAACGGGGCAACUUGGAAACUUGCCACAGCAUCCGCAGCCUGGGCCCCGAGGGCCUCGUUCGGCUUCGCUGCCGAUCACAACGGAACCAUGUACGUGUACGGGGGGACGUCGGGGGUGGACACCUUCUAUGGGGACUUGUGGAGGAGCAACGAUGGUGUCUCCUGGUACCAGGUUCAGGCGUCCGUGGCCGUGGGGUCGAGGGCAGGAGGAAGGCUCAUUGCUACCUCUCAGUGCCUGUUCUACAUCGGAGGAUGGAACCGGGCCGGGGCCCAGGACUACCCAAACGACUUGAUCACUCCCUAG